Molecule: messenger RNA, 2346 nt
Organism: Botrytis cinerea B05.10
Lineage: Eukaryota; Fungi; Ascomycota; Leotiomycetes; Helotiales; Sclerotiniaceae
Exons: 3
Coding region: 105-2294 (729 amino acids)
Biological process (GO): protein phosphorylation
Molecular function (GO): protein kinase activity; ATP binding
Source: RefSeq, a predicted model, not a curated record
GGUUGAAUAUUCGCAAGCUCUUGAUUCCCAAUCUCGAAAUUCUGGAGGGGGAAGGGAGAUACACAAGCGCAAUUGAAUUGGCGACAGCUAAAGAUCAAUUCACAAUGGCGGGCGCAGUAGAUGAUGGAUGGACAAUGGUGAUCGGUCAACCAGCCAGUGAAAUUCGCGAAGAAAAGCAAAUUGAAGAAUGGGAGCGCUCAAAAGGAGGAUGGUCUGGAUUUGGUAAACAUCCUCAAAAUUGGACGGAUCACAAGAAAUUACACCUAUCAUCAGAAAAAGAAUUAGGCUCUGGGAGCUAUGGGCUUGUGGAGCGCGUUACGUAUGGUGCUGUUACCAUGGCCCGCAAACACGUGAUACCUCGUGGUGGGAUGACGGUCGAAAAGCUCCGGGAGGAAGCUAAUGCCAUGGAGGAAUUGGCGCAUAAACAUAUCUUAAAGCUGGUCGGCACAUAUACGUAUAAGCGCAAAAACCUAUACCUCCUUCUUUACCCGGCGGCAACAUGCGACCUGAGCACUUUUCUCGAUGAUAUAGAAGGGAUUCGUUCCGAUACGUGCGCGGAUAGGGAUGAUGCGAUGAAACGGCUUUAUGCUCUCGGACUCAAGGAUAUUGGGAAAAUUGACGAUUUAUGUAUGUUGAGACGACCGAUUCUCCCUUCAGAUCAUUCGACGCAUAUCAAAAGGACGGAAACCGCGCUGGGAUUUUUACAACAGCUCAUGGGAUGUGUUACAGAGGCGUUGUUGUUUGUUCAUGAAAAAGGUGUUCGGCAUCGGGAUUUAAAGCCUAAGAAUAUUUUAUUAAGUCCCGGUCGGGUGUACCUCGCGGAUUUUGGCAUUGCGAGAGACGUCAAAGAUUCAGACAAUAGCAUAACUUGUGGGAGAUAUGGUACUGCGUCUUGGAUAGCUCCAGAGGUCUAUGAUGGAGAAUAUCAUCAUAUGUCAAGUGCGGAUGUCUUUUCCCUAGGUUGCAUAUUCCUCAAUAUCGCAACAGUAUUAUAUGGAGAUUCGAUUGAAUUAGCGACAUUUGACGAAGUAAUAAAGGAGAAGGAAUGGCCAAUGAAGUAUAAGAUGUUAUCAACACAUCUGAAUAAAUUAAAAGACAAGGCAAUUAGAGCAGCAUUAGCAGACGAAGAAGAGCCUAAUUUCGACGCCAAGAAUAUACUUGGUCUGGUGGAGAAAAUGUUGUUGUACGAACCGGAACAACGACCUUCGGUCAAAGAAGUUAACGAACGAUUAUGCGAGCUUGGGGGAUUAGAUCAAAUCUAUCAUCUAUCUUGCUGCCAUAAAAAGAACGACGUCCUGUGUCGAUCAAUAAAUACAAAAAUGAGAACUAUCUCCGAAAGCAGUCUAUCAUCAAAAAGCAGAAUCGCCGAAUUAGAAACCGAAAACAUCACCUUGAGAGAGCGUCUCGCAACUCUCCAAAACAAAGACCAAACUUACGAAUUACGAAUAGAACAUGAACGAAAUCACGCAAAGAAACAAAAUGACGUUCUCAAAGAACGCUACGAGAAACAAUUAAAAGCACAAACCGAUGCCUUGAUACGCGCAGAAGAACGUAUCAACGCUCUCGAAUUAAACUCCCCCCACAAACGCCGACCAUCACACACUCGAGGCCGCGGUCGCAAUCCCGCCUACGGAACACCCCACCCAACCAACACCCUCAACAUCAACAAUCUCGCCGUCCACACCAACUCCAGCAUCUCCAUACCACCUCCACGUACAUGUCCAUCUCCAUCCCGAUCCUCCAAUCCCAACCACCACCACCCUAACCCCAUUCCCGCACCGCGCACCCCAGAAAGUUACUUCCCCGUCAGCAUCCCCCCACGAAACCCCAGUUUCACCAACCUCAAAGACCCUCUCUCUCUCACCCUCCAGCGCCGUCCCUCCGGUAUCCCCAUCCCCACCCGCUCUCCCACGCCCAUCACACCGCACAAAUCGCCCUUCUCACCUCCUAGCAACAGUCAUAGCAACAGCAGCCCCGGAAGCGGAAAUUCCACACUAGUCAGCAGCACCCAUUCUGUCUUUUCCAUCAAGAGCAAAAUGACAGAUACGGAUGGAAGCAUUACAUCGGUAGAAAGUCCAGGGGAAACGAUGAGCUUGCCGGGUAGUCCGACUUGUGGUAGCAGAGGAAAGAUAGGGGAUGGAGAUGGAGAGAAAAGAAAAGAGGGAAUGAGUAGAGUGUUAGGAGAUAGUAGGAGGAUGAAAAUCGGAAUGGAGGGGAAGAAGAGAGAACAUGAGAAGGAGAAAGAAAGAACGAUUAAACCGACAUGGGCGAGAAUGGUGAGAGGGAAGACUUGAGAAUUGGAUAUAUCAUCUAUAUAUAUAAAGAUAUAAAUAAAUAAAUAAGUUA